UUUUCAUACUGACUUGAACUGGGUAGCAAACAAGUGUUAACCUAAUGUAUUUUGAUGGAGGUUUACACUUAUGGGUUAUUACUUAUUACCCUUUUUGGUAUUCAUUCAUGAUAUUUGGUAUUUGCUUGUUAUGUUACCUUUCAAGGGGAAUUAGAAGUUCAAUUUCAUGUGGCUGUAAUCUGAAUUUUGUGUUGUAAGCUUUUGCUCUAUCUGUCAAGUUUACAAGAUAGAUUGUUUUGCAAUGAAGAAUCCAGGAUACUACUAGUAUAGGAUGUGCCGAACACUCACAUUGGCAACAAUUAUUUUGUAUUCUAUGUUACACAAUGAGCUUUAAAUCAAAUGACUUGGGCAAUGGCCAGGCGCAGCCUAGAGUCCUCCCUACUAUAGGUUUAAGGGUCAAUUUGGACUGAUUGUGGUUGAUGCUCCUAUACUGGAUGUUGUCGGUGGAUUGUUCAUGAGGAGUAUAAGUAACUUGUGGAUUGGAUAUUGUUCAUUUUCGACCUAUUGUGGCUGAUUCUCUUCAAGGAGAACCUUGGUGGAGCGGUCUAGGUGUCAUACUGUGUGACCGAAAGGUUACCAGUAUGGAAACAACCUCUUGCAAAAAUGCAAGGUAAGGUUUGCCUCCAUUACAUCUCUAUGGUGGACCCUUCCCUAGACCCUUUCUAUGUAGGGACGCUUUGCGCACCACCACCAGCAUCACCACUAACAAUGCCAGAGCCUUAGUCUCAAAAGAUAUAAGUAGUAGAAGUAGUUUUGUGGCUAUCUGUGCAUUGUUAGACCCUUCCCUAUUAGUAAUUUAGCACCGCUGGAUUUUUUGGUUGAUUUUCCUAUGCUGGGUGGUGUUGGUGGGUGGUUCAGGUGACUAUCUGUUCACUCUAUUCAAAUGGACUAGUAUAUGUAAUUUUGUGGCUAUUGAGAGUUAUCUGUAGGAUGUGAGGGUUUGCGUGUACCCUUGCUAUGUAGGGACGCUUUGUGCACCACUGCAUUUUUUUGGUUGAUUAUCCUAUACUGGGUAGUGUUGGUAGGCGGUUCAGGUGACUAUCUGUUCACUCUAUUCAAAUGGCUGAGUAUAAGUAGCUUUGUGGUUAUUGGGAGUUAUCUUUAGGAUGUGGAUAUUGCUUGUAGCUUACUGGUCUUUUCUGAAUGAAUACCUGUUUAUCCAAGAUGUUACAAUGCCGAAAUCUUAAUUUAUUAGGUUGGGGUUUGCAAGAAGCGAAGAUCUUCUCAAAAGCAAGUUUGAGAAGCCAGGGCUUCGAGGAGGUUUGCUUUUGGAAUACAAAAAAGAUUCUGAAAGGGUAUUGCUUGCAGUUGCUCAGAAACCUGAUGGAAAGAAAAACUGGAUGGUUUCUGAUCAGAAUGGUUCGACAUGCUCAAUAAAACCACAGCAGAUAACUUAUGUUGUUCCUGGUGUUGACAAGUUUGACCAUAACCAAAUUCCAGAUUUUUUGCAAAGAGCACAGGAUAACUUGGAUCCAUCUCUCCUUGAGCUUGCUUGGGCUGAGCUGCUUGAGAAGAAUAAAUCAGUGACUCCUGAAGAGCUGGCAGAGAUGAUUUAUGGUAUUGCUGAACCUCUGGAAAGCUACUGUGCACAUCUCUUGCUGUCAACGGAUGAGAUCUACUUCUCUACUCCGGAGAGUAAAGGCUACUGUUCUGUUUACACUCCUCGGCCUACAAAUCAGGUUGAGGAACUUCAUAGGAGGAAACUUAUCAAGCAGGCUGCUGAAAAGAAAUUACAGGAGUUCCUACAGUUGUUGCAUCAAGCUAAAUCAAGACCUAUUGAUGCAAAGCCACCCAGAUCCUCAUGGAUUCUGGAAGAAAGAAUCCAUGAUCUUAUAGAGGCCCUUGUUGCUUAUGCAGUUGCUGAAGUAUGUAGUGAUAGCCAAAAGAGAACAGCUGAGACGAUUCUUACAGCCAUGGGUUUUGCAAAAACAGCAUCAUCAGCAUUAAAUCUUCUCAUUGAUAUUGGUUAUUUUCCGGUGCAUGUUAAUCUUGAUCUUUUAAAGCUGGACAUUCGUACCAAUCACUCAGAGGAUGUUGUGGCAGCUGCUGAAGAAUUGUUGUCAGAUUCUUGUGAUAUAGAUCAGAUUCGGAGGAAGGAUCUUACCCACUUGAAGGUCUACGCUAUCGAUGUUGAUGAGGCUGAUGAGCUUGAUGAUGCACUUAGCGCGUCAAGGUUACAAGAUGGCCGAAUUAAAGUUUGGAUACACGUGGCGGAUCCGACCUGCUUAGUUCAACCUGGAAGCAUACUGGACAAAGAGGCCAUGAGCAGAGGUGCUACAGUGUUUCUGCCUGAAGCGACUUAUCCUAUGUUCCCAGAGAAGCUUGCAAUGGAAGUGAUGAGCUUAAAACAAGGGGAGAAGUGCAAUGCUUUGACAGUAUCUGUUUUGCUGCAUUCUGAUGGCAGCAUUGCUGAGUAUUCAGUUGAAAAUACUAUAAUCAGACCUACCUACAUGCUCACAUAUGAAAGUGCAUCAGAGCUCCUUCAUUUGAAUCUUGAAGAGGAGGCAGAGUUGAAGAUUCUGUCAGAGGCUGCAGCUCUACGUUUGAAAUGGCGCAGAUCACAGGGUGCUGUAGGCACCACAACAUUAGAAGCACGUGUCAAAGUGGCAAAUCCUGAUGAUCCAGAACCACAGAUCAAUCUUUAUGUGGAGAAUCAAGCUGAUCAUGCUAUGCGCCUUGUUUCAGAGAUGAUGAUUCUUUGUGGAGAGGCUAUUGCUACAUAUGGAUCUUACAACAACAUACCUUUACCUUAUAGAGGACAGCCACAACCAAAUGUUGAUGCAUCUACAUUUUCUCAUCUUCCAGAAGGACCAGUUAGGAGUGCAGCUAUUGUUAAAAUUAUGCGUGCAGCCACGUAUGAUUUUAGACAGCCAAUACACCAUGCUGGUUUGGGACUUCCUGGCUAUGUUCAGUUCACAUCUCCUAUACGUAGAUAUGUGGAUCUACUUGCUCAUUAUCAGGUUAAAUCUUUUAUUAGGGGUAACGCUGCUCCAUUUUCAGCUGGUCAGCUGGAAGGGAUAGCUUCAAUAGUUAAUAUGCAGCAUAGAGUUGCAAGAAAGCUGUGCAGUACUAGUCUCCGGUAUUGGUUACUAGAAUAUUUAAGAAGGCAGCCAAAGGAAAGAAAGUUCCGUGCUCUUAUACUCAGAUUUAUUAAGGAUCGGAUUGCAGCCUUGAUUCUGGUUGAGGUUGGGCUACAAGCUUCCACAUGGGUUUUAGUGGGUUCCAAGGUUGGAGAUGAAAUUAAAGUUCAGGUAGAAGAAUCGCAUCCUAGAGAUGAUACUUUGUCCCUUAAGCAGGUUGCUGAUUAAUAUGGAUCUUUGUUAUUAGUAAGUGCCUGUUGAUCACAUGAAAGAGGAGAAAGUGUUACUUGUUCGUCUCUUCAAAAUCGGAUGUGCAGUCGAUGAUGGCAAUGCUGCAGCAAGAUCCUGUUGACUGUGGUAGUCGAUGAUGGCCGUAUUUGGUUUAAUGCCCGAAACACAUUCAUCGGCUACACCAUUGUCAAUGAUAACGAGCACCGAUGAUUAGUGAAAUGAAUUUGGGUGAUUGGCUUGCUGUAUAUGUCAUGCCCGAAGAACUGCGCAAGAAAUUCAGUUUUUACUUGCUGGCUCAACUUUUGACGUUGUAUGUUUUGUGGUUUCUACCUUUGAAACCACAUGUAAAGUAUUAUCUAUUGAAUAUCAUAUAAUGUGGCAUUAAUGUAUGUAAUGAAAUGUACAGAGCAUGUUUAGGAAAUUUUCUUUCCUUCAUAAUUGUGGUAUCUUCAUUCUCUUUUCAAUUCAUUGUUUGCAAGGCUCGCUAGCCAGGAAUGGAUCACUCGCCUCACUCAUUCACACUGCUUUGCGAGCAUGCAUGGGAGUCAUAAAACCCGAAGCCUUAGAGACAAUCUGUGAUGGGUCGU
Molecule: messenger RNA, 3898 nt
Organism: Amaranthus tricolor (Joseph's coat)
Lineage: Eukaryota; Viridiplantae; Streptophyta; Magnoliopsida; Caryophyllales; Amaranthaceae
Product: ribonuclease II, chloroplastic/mitochondrial-like
Exons: 14
Coding region: 1341-3308 (655 amino acids)
Biological process (GO): mRNA catabolic process
Cellular component (GO): P-body; exosome (RNase complex)
Molecular function (GO): 3'-5'-RNA exonuclease activity; RNA binding
Source: RefSeq, a predicted model, not a curated record